Ostrinia nubilalis (European corn borer) is the source of this 1520-nucleotide messenger RNA. RefSeq names its product DNA polymerase interacting tetratricopeptide repeat-containing, protein of 47 kDa (gene Dpit47). Gene Ontology annotation, biological process: protein folding. The record is from RefSeq and is a predicted model, not a curated record. The transcript is spliced from 3 exons. Gene Ontology annotation, cellular component: cytosol; nucleus. The coding region runs from base 264 to 1421 and encodes 385 amino acids. NCBI's taxonomy places the organism in Eukaryota, Metazoa, Arthropoda, Insecta, Lepidoptera, Crambidae. Gene Ontology annotation, molecular function: Hsp90 protein binding; Hsp70 protein binding.
UCUGUCAAAUUUUUAGGUUAUUUUCUUUCACUCAUGCUGUAUUGAUUGUAUUUUCUUUGCUCAUGCUUUAUUUUUGUUGUUCAAGAUUUGAUGACUGGUGUUGGUGAAUAAAGCGAAAAGUUUUACAUAGAAAAAGGGAUUCGCUUAAGUAGAAUUUUCCAUUCAUAGCACAGUUCACAAGGGUUAUUAAACAACACUGUCGCUCGAUCUUGGUCAAUCACAGAUUGGUCAAUUUCUAAGGAGUCUAAUAUUGAACCAAUAUCAUGGCUGAAGAGGCGCCUCAAGAGAAGAAAGCUCCUAUGACAGACGAAGAGAGGCUUGCGUUAUGUCAGAAGCUUGAUCAGGAGCUCGACGAUUUCAUAAACAGCUUAGAAAAGAAGAGGUAUACAGAAGGAUGGCCAGAAGACCGAUGGGAGGAAGAGAUGGACAAGCAUCCAUUCUUCAUGAAAACUGUCCCAGAGAAUGGUGAUAUAUCACCACUAGCCGAGGGGCUUGCAAAACUAAAAUAUGAUCCUGAGGAAAAUACACCUGUGGAACUGGCUACCAGUUACAAAGAGGACGGGAACUUUAAUUUUAAACACAAGAAUUAUCGUUUAGCGAUAUUAGGUUAUACAGAGGGCAUCAAAAUUAAGUGUGACGAUGCUGAAAUAAACGCAAGCCUUUACAACAAUAGAGCAGCCUCACACUGGUAUCUGAAGAAUUACAGAUCAGCCCUAUACGACAGCGAGAAAGCCCUGUCUUUCAAACCAGAACACAUCAAAGCUCGGGUCAGAGCAGCCAUGACAGCGCUACAAAUAAGUAACUACGAUACAUGUAUUCAACAUUGUCAAAAACUACUUGAAACACAAACGAAGAACAAAGACAUAAUUGAGCUACUAAAUAAAGCAAAAAAGCAGAAAAUGAUUCAAGAAAGGGAUGAACGAAGAAAACAAAAGAUUGAUGCGAAGAAUAAUGAGCAGAGAGAGGGAGUGGUAAAUGCGAUAAUCGAGCGUGGUAUAAGGAUAUCCAAUUGCGAAGAUGAAGAUGAUAUUGAUUUAUCGAAAUUGGAGCCGAGUUUACCAGGAGCCCAAGAUUCGAUCGUUCACAUUGAGGACGGUAUUUUAAAGUGGCCAGUACUAUUCUUAUACCCUGAAUAUCAGAUGACCGAUUUUAUUAAAGCGUGUCCUGAGGAUGUAUCGUUAAUAAAUCAAUUGGAACAAGUAUUUCCAGCACCAUGGGAUGAAGCAAAUAAAUACAGUUGUGAUACAGUAAAUGUGUAUUUUGAAGGAUAUGACAAAAUGCCUCACGUGAUUGACGCUAAGAAAAAAUUGGGUGACUUAUUAGUAACGAAGUACUUUGAACUGAAAGCAGGUACGCCAGCGUUUUUCAUAUUGCCACGUGGUAGUCAAAUAGAGAGUAGAUUUUUAGAAAGCUAUAUUUAGUUAUGGUAUUUUGAUAUCUAUAUGUUUAUGUAAAAAUACUUACUACAUUCUAAUUACAUAAAUCUGUGUAUACUUUUAAUAAAAUGAUAUUUAUUUGAA